Arabidopsis arenosa is the source of this 2494-nucleotide messenger RNA. NCBI's taxonomy places the organism in Eukaryota, Viridiplantae, Streptophyta, Magnoliopsida, Brassicales, Brassicaceae. The record is from the annotation of a GenBank genome assembly.
AAAUUGUUGCAAAGAAUCAAACCAAACCUAAACCUACUACCUAUCAACACCAUGGAGACUACUAACCCUAGCAAUUGGUCGAACCUCACUCUCGAUAUCCUCAUUUCUCUGUUUGAACGUUUGAGCUAUGUGGAUUUCCAUCGAGCUAAGAUGGUUUGUUCCUACUGGUAUUCUGGUUCGAAACAAACAGUUACCCGGAAAAGCGGAAUACCAUGGCUAAUGCUUUUUCCAGACGACGGUGGUUGCUUGCUGUGCAAUCCAUACGAAGACGUGGUUUACAAGACAAAGAGAGACUGUUCAGGGAGUCGAUUCCUGGCAAGCUGCGGUAAAUGGUUGUUGAUGCUAGAUUCUCGAUCCAGAUUAUAUAUUAUAGAUGUGUUUAGUGGGAAUAGGAUUGAUCUUCCUCCAUUAGAGUCGCUUUUAUCGAACUACUCUGCUCUGAAGCGGGACAUCUUGUGGGUAGACGAGGAGACGAAAGAUUUGGCUUUAGUGUGGUUCUUUGACUCCCCUGCUUGUUUUGUAUGUCUUUACAAGAAAGGGAAUGCUCAUUACGAUCUCAUUCCGUUACCUAUGGACAAGGUUUCGAAGAACUCACUGGGAGUGACACAUCCCCAAUGUUUUCUCCUCUUGGAUAUAGUUGUUAUUUUAGCAUCGCGGUUACCACAGCCGGGAGAGGUUUUGUUGGUCACAACCACAACCUCUGAAAGUAGCGAAAGGGUCUUCUGCUUCUGUAACUACAAGAAGGCUCCUAAUGCUGACCCAGAGGACCAAAUUGCCCGAUCUUGCCUGCUUCUCCACUUGGGUAUUACUGUGCCUGCUAACCAUGCCCUUGGUAUCCAACCAAACACAAUCUAUUUCACACUUCAUAACCGUGUCCGUUUCAGCAUGUCUUUUGAUCUGGAAAUCUGUGUGUUUAAUCUUGCAACCAACUCCAUCAUCAAACACUUCCCUCAUCUUGCCAACUUGAAACCCAAGGAUGCUCUAUGAUAUAUGGCAACUCUUGAAGAUUCUUUCUACGCAGACCUUGACGAGUUAUCAGACAAUGAAGCAGAACUGGAUGCUAGAACAGAGGAGGAGGAAGACAAUAUUGACAUGGACAUGGAAGACUCAGAAACCCUAAACUAUGAUGAUCUCUCGAGAGUUUCUAAGCUACUGGAAACUCAUAGAUACGCUGAUAUAAUGCAUAAACUGGAACAGGCUCUCGGGAAGGAUUCGGAUGGAGGAGCAGAGAUGGGAACUGUAUUGGAAGACAAGCUUAUCGUUGAUUGCAAUCAGCUCUCAGCUGAUAUCGAGAAUGAGAUUGUGAUCUUCCACAACUUUAUCCGCGACAAGUACAGACUUAAGUUCCCAGAGCUUGAGUCGCUGGUACAUGACCCAAUAGAUUACGCCCGUGUCGUGAAAAAAAUUGCCAAUGAGACAGAUAUAACUCUUGUUGAUAUGGAAGGCCUUCUUCAACCAGCUACUGUUAUUGCUGUUUCAGUUACUGCUUUAACCACAAAAGGGAAACCACUUCCAGAUAGUAUCCUACGAAAGACGUUAGACGCUUGUGAUCACGCUAUUGUUCUUGAUUCGGCAAGGAAAAAGGUUCUUGAGUUUGUUGAAAGUAAGAUGGGAUCUAUCGCACCAAAUCUCUCUGCUAUUGUCGGGAGUGCUGUUGCAGCCAAGCUUAUGGGAACUGCUGGAGGUUUAUCGGCACUUGCAAACAUGCCUGCUUGUAAUGUUCUAGUUCUUGGCCACAACAGGAAGAACCGUGUCGGAUUCUCUACUGCAAUGUCACAGUCUCGUGCGGGUUAUUUGGAGCAGACAGAGAUUUUCCAAAGCACGCCUCCUGAACUUCGAAUGCGCGCUAGCAGACUCUUGGCUUCAAAAUCGACUUUGGCAGCAAGAGUUGACGCUACUAGAGGAGAUCCAUCUGGAACUAACGGGAAAGCUUUGAGGGAGGAAAUCCGCAAGAAUAUUGACAAGUGGCAAAAACCUCCUCCUGCAAGGCAACCUAAGCCACUUCAUGUUCCUUAUUCUGUGCCUAAAAAGAGAAGGGGUGGUCGCCGUCUAAGAAAAAUGAUAGAAAGGUAUCAAGUGACAGACAUAAGAAAGUUGGCCAACAGGAUGGCGUUUGGUACACCCGAAGACAGCUCUCUUGGUGAUGGAUUAGGUAUCGGAUAUGGAUUGCUUGGUCAGGCUGGGAGCAAUAGGCUGCGUGUUUCGAGCAAGCUGAAAGUUAACGCUAAAGUCGCCAAAAAGCGACAGUUCACAGGUGGUUGUACUACCUCUGGUUUGACGACAUCAAGUCUGGCUUUCACUCUUGUGCAAGGAAUAGAGUUGUGCAAUCCUCUGGCAUUAGGAUUAGUCAGUGGGAUUCAAAGCACUUACUUCUCAGAGUCGGGAACUUUCUUCAAACUCAAGAAGAUUUAAACUUCUUACACAGAAAGAAACAACUAGAAGAGGACAUCUCCAAUGAACCUAUAUUUCUUACAAAUGAAUACUAGAUUUUAAU